AUGUCACAGUCAGCGUACGAGAAGGCGCGCAACGAGCGCAUCGAGCGGAACAGGCAGCGGUUGAAGGCGCUGGGCGUCGCGGACGCAGCCCAGGCCGUCAAGAAGGCCCAGCGUCGACCUAGGAAGGCGGGCUCUGGCAAGAAGGCCAAGGCCGGGGACUCGCAGGAGCGCCGACGGUCGCGCCGCGUGCAGCAGCUCGAAGCCGUGGACUACGGCCCGCUGCCUGACGAUCUCGAUGACGUGCUGGAGCUGCAAGCGACCACUGUCAAGGCCAGGAAACGGACCGCAAAGGCGAAGGCCCCCGGGGCUGCGUCGGCGCCCGUGGACGCGAGCUCGUCCCGGGCGACGCUGGCGGACUGGCAGGGGAUGGAGGAGCGGCACCUGGGCCUGCGGGUGCGGCCGCGGGACGGGACGGGGGCGAUGAAGGCUGCGGUGAUGGGGGAGGUGCGGGGGAACGGGCAGAGGCCGCCGAAGUUCAACAAGUUCAGCGGCGUGAUCGAGUUCAAGAACUGCAUGUGCCUGUUCGUCAACGUCACGGGCCGGACGGGCUCCGACUACCUCAACAGCUUCACGCACGGGGGGCGCUGCCUGUGGUUCGGCGUGAAGCAAGUCAAGGAGCACCCGCAGGUGCAGAAGCUCCUCAGCACGACGCCGCUCUGCGAGAACGGCAAGCGCGCGGACGGCCCCGCCAGCGGCAGCUCCAACGGCGCAGACGCGUGCCACCCGGUGUUGCUGUUCUGUCGGGAGGAGGGCGAGGCGUAUGUGUGCUGCGGGCGCGUGGGCGUGCGGUCGUACAAGGAGGCGGAGGCGCCCGGCGAGCCGUUCCAGGUCGAGCUGCAGCUCCUGUCGUUCGACAAACUGCAGAAGAGCGAAGAGUUCCGCGCCGUGCAGUCGCCCGCGUAG
This is a messenger RNA of Pedinophyceae sp. YPF-701, 903 nucleotides long. The record is from the annotation of a GenBank genome assembly. NCBI's taxonomy places the organism in Eukaryota, Viridiplantae, Chlorophyta, Pedinophyceae.